AUUUUCCACUCGAUUCUAUUAGUGACUGCUGUUAAGGUUGAUCCUCCUGUGAAAGCUCUUGCAUUUUUUGAAAGCUAGGGUCAUUAUUUUAUUCUUUCUUUCUUCUUUGUCUCAAAUGUCUGCCCUCAAGAACUUUGUUCCUCUUCUUGAUCGUGUCUUGGUUCAACGUAUCAAGCCUCAACAAAAAACUGCCUCUGGUAUUUUCAUCCCCGAAAAGGCCCAAGAAGCUUUGAACGAAGGUAUUGUUGUUGCUGUUGGCAAGGGUGCACUUAACAAGGAAGGUCAACAUAUUCCUCUCCAAGUCAACACUGGUGACAAGGUUAUCCUUCCUUCUUUCGGUGGUAGCCCUGUCAAAGUUCAAGGCGAAGAAUACCUCUUGUUCCGUGACUCUGAAAUCCUUGCCAAGAUCUUGCAAUAAAGCAAUUGUUUACUGUAAUAUAUACACAUUUUCUUUUAUUUGAUUCAAUAAACA
Messenger RNA from Gilbertella persicaria, 472 nucleotides. Its product is annotated as chaperonin GroS. Bases 116 to 418 code for a protein of 100 amino acids. Gene Ontology annotation, cellular component: mitochondrial matrix. The transcript has 4 exons. NCBI's taxonomy places the organism in Eukaryota, Fungi, Mucoromycota, Mucoromycetes, Mucorales, Choanephoraceae. Gene Ontology annotation, molecular function: metal ion binding; protein-folding chaperone binding; protein folding chaperone. The record is from RefSeq and is a predicted model, not a curated record.